AUGUCCUCUCCGCAAGCCGUGGCGACGCAGACCAACAUGGCUGUCUCAAACCCGCGCCCCAUGGUCCAGCGGUCCUCCCUGCCCGAUCGCAACGUGACGCCCGACACCCUCGAGGACGCCUUUGUGCGCUUCAUCUUCUACUGCAACCCGGCGCUGCCGCUCGACGCCGACACUGAGAGCCUCCGAGAGGCGUUUGCCAACCCCCCCAAGAGCGGAGGCAAGAGCUUCAGCCCCUUUCUCAUCUUCGACCUGGUCCAGAGAUUCUACCGCAAGGAGAUCAAGACAUGGACCGAACUCACCACCAGGCUCGGCGUCGAGCCGCCGGACCUGUCCAAGGACGAAAGCGCCCAAAAGGUCGCCCAGUACGGCGUCCGUUUAAAGAAAUGGAUGAACUCUAUGCAUGUCAAGGCCUUUUUCGAAUACCUCAUGGGCAUAAGCAAUGAUUACUGGACUGAGAUUCCAGACGACCCAAAUCCCAUAGGGCAGCCUGUUCGUGAUGGCGUUGCCGUCGAGGAUGACAUGGCCCUGAGGGCUCUGUUACCUCAUAUUCGCCCCAAGAGGGGCCGCAAGAGGCCAGAGCCGGAGGACAGGACCGACUCUCCGGUGGCUCAGCGACAGCGCCUAUCGCCUCCAUCUGCAGUCGAUGGUCCUCGGGCGACGUGGUCGGCUCAUCCAGAUGCACGAGCCCAGGGCGUGCCGAUGGAUCCCUCGAGGCCCGGCGCCGCAGCUGCUUGGGGCUUCAACGACUCCGUGCAGACUCCGCUUUCUCGAUACCCCAAUUCCGCCUUAACACCUUCAACCAGGAGCUCCUUUUGGGACGAUGCGUUGGAGCCCCGGUCUGCCAUCUCCCCAUCCAAGCCCAAGCUUUCCACCCAUAGGCGGGGACCCAAGAACGUAUCCUCGGCGUGGAAACCUGGAGGGGCUGAUGCCAGUGUCAAACCAAGGGGAAGGCCCCCGAUUAAUCGCACGCCCGUGGAGCCCUCUCCUCCUAACCCUCCGCCCAUGACAUCGUGGGCUCCGACCCCCGACAGCAAUCCAUCGGAUGCUCCCGUGGCCGUUGUGCCCAAGGACGCCAUGCCAAUGACUCCCGACGUGACCCAGAUGCACCCGCAGAUUCGCAACCAAGUCGUUGCUCCGCGUGCAGAUGCCGUGGCGUCUCUGCAGGCACGGACGCCGUCACAGGUGCACAUGAUUGCGGCCCCUGCGUCUUCUAACCUCCCCGUGGCCGGCAUGAGCAUCAGCCCGUUCGACAGCACCAGACCAGCUCGACCUGCUAUUUCUCUGCAGGUUCCAGAGAGGCAAGGUGGCACAGUCCGGCUGGCAACACCGCCGCUGCCGCCACCACUCCCCCCACCGCUGCCCAUGGUCCCCGUCAACGACCUUCCGGCAAACGAUCCUCCGGCGCUCCAAGGAAUCCCUCUUCAGGCACCGCCUGCAACGCAGGCUAAUGGGUGGGAUCCGUUCUCGCAGCCGCCUGUAGCGGGAGUGUAUGAGGCCAACGCCGUUCCACCCUCUACUGGGACCACCAGCCAAGCUGGCUCAACGUCCAACAAGGACGUGCCCCAAUAUUUCUUUGAGGAUUUGGACGAUCGUACCAAUGUCGACGGGCUCAUAUCCUACUUUACUCACGUCUUGCACAACUCAGACUGGGUGGAUCCCCAGGGCAACCAGCAAGAGAUUGCUGGCAUGGACGAGUGCACCGCCAUGGUAAAUGCCACGGUGGAGCACAUGUACAAGAAUGCCGAGUCGUCCCAAGCGUUUCUCAUCAACCUGGCGGCGUUGUGCGGCGCAAAGAUGCUCAUGACCAACCGCCCGAGGUGCUACCGGGUCGAGACCUCGGAGGGUGUUUACACCUAUUAUUUUGACUGGCAGUAUCGGUUUGGCCACCUCAAGGGGCAGUUCACCAUGACUCAUAGCGUGCCGGUUACGAUGUGGAAGAAGCCGGGGCCGGGAGAGUCUGUCGAGACGUCGGAAGAAGGCGGUCCGUCGGCGGCAGGGAACCUGACAUCGGAGCAGUGGCAGGCCAAGUACGGUGCUCUCAUGGACGAGAUAGAGAAGCGAGACCGGGAGCUCUUUGAGAUGCAGAACAAGGUGAUGGAGUCGAUGAGGAGAGACACCUGA
Messenger RNA from Trichoderma aggressivum f. europaeum, 2121 nucleotides. RefSeq lists its product as uncharacterized. Gene Ontology annotation, molecular function: DNA replication origin binding. The coding region runs from base 1 to 2121 and encodes 706 amino acids. NCBI's taxonomy places the organism in Eukaryota, Fungi, Ascomycota, Sordariomycetes, Hypocreales, Hypocreaceae. The transcript has 2 exons. The record is from RefSeq and is a predicted model, not a curated record.